AAAAAAUACAUAUUUGAAAUCUCGUAGACCUAUAACUAAUAGAACACCCGAACAAAUAAACAAUGUGCGAAUAAAUGCGCGAAGUUAACAAAGCAACAAUUGAAAGAUUAGCAUUGGCAAAAAUUUGGUGUAAAACAGUCUCAUAUUUCUUGAAGCUUUUGUCUCAGUUCGGUGAUUGUACGAACAGGAUGUUGUCGUAGAACCUUUUUCAUCUCGUG
This is a messenger RNA of Acanthoscelides obtectus, 218 nucleotides long. The record is from the annotation of a GenBank genome assembly. NCBI's taxonomy places the organism in Eukaryota, Metazoa, Arthropoda, Insecta, Coleoptera, Chrysomelidae.